Messenger RNA from Tarenaya hassleriana, 2270 nucleotides. Its product is annotated as pentatricopeptide repeat-containing protein At1g26460, mitochondrial. Lineage: Eukaryota; Viridiplantae; Streptophyta; Magnoliopsida; Brassicales; Cleomaceae. The record is from RefSeq and is a predicted model, not a curated record. Gene Ontology annotation, molecular function: protein binding. The transcript is spliced from 7 exons. The coding region runs from base 66 to 1949 and encodes 627 amino acids.
UUUAGACCCACAGCUACGCUAGAAAACCCUAAACCCUCUGGAACUCACUGAGAGAUCGCUCAUCAAUGGCGACUCAUCUCUUGAUCCGAUCCCGGAUAUCGCUUCUCAAAUCUCUAAAUCCCAAUCAUGGCGCUAAUCUGCCUAUCAGGUCAAUCUCCACAACCAUGUCUCUCUCGCAGGAGCCCCAGCUCGCCGCCGAGUCGGCUGAACCCGACGUGUCUCCGCCUUCGCGGAAUCCGACGCCACUACCGCCGAAUCCAGCCACCGGAAGCCCCCUCUACCAGGAGAACUGGAGGAGCCCGAUCCCGGGUUCUUCGUCGACGUCCCAGGCUCUGAUCCCCUUGGGAUUCCUAAGCCAGAGCCCCGCUUCUCGCAUCAGAUCUCUCUCCGAGACCCUUGACUUGAACUCGCUGCUGAAUUUGUUCGCCGAUUGGACCGCGACGCAACGGUGGUCCGACAUGAAGCAGCUUUUCGAGUCCUGGAUUCGGACGCUCGACAAGAGCGGGAGGCUGAAUAAGCCCGAUGCGAACCUUUACAAUCAGUACCUCAGGGCUAAUUUGAUGAUGGGUGCUUCGGCUGGUGACUUGCUUGAUUUGGUCUCGCAAAUGGCGGAUUUUGCGAUGACACCCAACACGGCUUCAUACAAUCUGGUAUUGAAGGCUAUGCACCAGGCCCGAGAGACCGAAGCUGCUCAGAAGCUGCUCGAACGGAUGCUGCUCACUGGAAAGGAAUCCUCGCCAGAUGAUGAAUCUUAUGACUUGGUUGUUGGAAUGCUGUUUUGGACAGACCAGAUUGAUUCUGCCUUGAAAUAUAUGGACAUGGCGCUAAAGUCUGGUUAUAUGUUGUCCAUGGCGGUGUUUGGUGAAUGCGUUCGUAGUUGUGUAGCCAAAAGCAGGACAGAUACACUGGUGUCCAUCAUUGAGAAAUGCAAGGCUAUUGAUCAGAACAAGUCCUUAUGCCCUAACUGGACUCUUUGCAAUUAUAUGGCUGAAGUUGCAAUGCAAGAAGAUAACAGCAAAUUGGCAUUUUAUGCGUUAGAAUUUAUGUUCAAGUGGAUCACUAGGGGUGAAUUGUUUAGACCUUCAGUUUUGCUUUCUGUUGAUGAAGGAUUGGUUGUAUCAUCGCUUGCAACUGCUGCUAGGACUUGCAGUUCGACUUUGUUAGAUGCAUCAUGGACUAUUUUGCAACGUUCACUGCGUGAUAAAAAAACUCCAAACCCGCAAACCUACCUUGCGAAGCUCAAUGCUUAUGCUUCCAUGGGAAAUCUACAGAAAGCAUUCUCUACACUUAAAGACUUCGAGUCUGCAUAUGGGAAUUCUGACCAAGAACUUGUAGGGGAAAUUUUUUCGCCUUUUACGUCUUUACACCCAUUGGUCAUGGCCUGUUCUAAGAGAGGUUUUGAGACUUUGGAUGCGGUGUACUUUCAGUUAGAGAAUCUGAGUCAAGCAGAUCCGCCUUACAAGUCUGUUGCUGCUUUGAACUGUAUAAUUCUCGGCUGUGCAAACACAUGGGAUCUAGAUCGUGCUUAUCAGACGUUCGAGGCAAUAAGUGGUUCUUUUGGAUUGACACCCAAUAUCCAUUCCUACAAUGCUUUACUCUGUGCCUUUGGCAAACUCAAGAAGACUCUCGAGGCGACAAGGGUUUUUGAGCAUCUUGUUAGCAUAGGUGUAAAACCCGAUGCUCGGACUUACUCAUUACUGGUGGAUGCUCAUCUCGUCAACCGUGAUCCCAAAUCAGCUCUGUCUGCCAUUGAUGAAAUGGUGAAUGCUGGAUUUGAACCCUCAAAGGAAACACUGAAAAAGGUAAGAAGGCGAUGCACCCGAGAGAUGGACUAUGAAACAGACGAUCGAGUGGAGACUUUAGCCAAGAAGUUCCAGAUUCGGAUGGGAACCGAGAAUCGCAGGAACAUGCUGUUCAACCUCGAUUACUCCACGAGCUUCGAGUCAUAAAACAGAUUCCGAAAAUAUGGUUUCUGGUGCGGAAUGAGAAGCUGAAUUCACAUCACAGUUCACAGAGUCUCCGAGCUCAGAGUUUUUCGCCGCUGUAAAUUAAUAACCUUUUCCGAGUUUUGGAUAAUUUUUGUUGUAUUGGAAUCUCCUUAUUUCCGAGUUGCAUCUCAUAGGAUUUAGUGUGGCCUCACGUUUUGUCCGGAAGAUUUCUCGGGCAACGGCCAAUAAAUGUCGUUCACUUUAGUCCCUGUCCUGUCGGAGACUCCUUUAGUCCCUUAGUUCAUGUAAUUUGGAAUUUCUGAUUUUGAUCUGAUUCACUGA